This is a messenger RNA of Zootermopsis nevadensis, 2244 nucleotides long. Its product is annotated as nuclear protein AMMECR1. NCBI's taxonomy places the organism in Eukaryota, Metazoa, Arthropoda, Insecta, Blattodea, Termopsidae. The record is from RefSeq and is a predicted model, not a curated record.
AAGGCGCCUUCAAAAUCAACGUGACUGUGAUGACUAUCAGCUGAUUUGUCCAUAUGGUGCUGCCACCUUUGAAAGUUCCACUCGUAACGCACUAUAGCAUUUUCAUUGUUAUUUGUGUGGGUAAAGAUGGCAGCUGGAUGUUGUGGGACGAAGAAACAGAAGCUGAACAAUUCUACUAGUGUAACAUGUAAUGGCACUUCGCUUAUUCCAAAUGGUGUGCGAAAUGGCAUGGUUGCACAUCCAGAAAUGUGCUUCUUCUGUUUUGAUGUGUUAUACUGCCAUCUGCAUAGCUUGGAUCCACCAAAAACUCCAAACUUCUGCAACGAUCCCUACCCCCUGUUUGUGACAUGGAAGAUUGGAAAGGACAGGCGGUUGCGAGGCUGUAUAGGCACUUUUAAUGCUAUGAACCUCCACUGUGGAUUGCGCGAGUAUGCGGUUACCAGUGCAUUCAAGGACUCGCGCUUCAGCCCAAUUACUCGGGAUGAGUUCUCCAAGCUUCAUGUGUCAGUGUCGAUACUUCGCCAUUUUGAAGAUGGCUCGGACUACUUGGAUUGGGAAGUGGGUGUCCACGGGAUUCGGAUAGAAUUUCACAACGAGAAAGGCAGUAAACGCACUGCUACCUAUCUUCCAGAAGUGGCGCCUGAACAAGGCUGGGACCAGAUCCAGACGAUUGACUCACUACUGCGGAAGGGUGGCUACAAAGGUACUGUGACACCUGAUAUCCGUCGCACAAUCAAGCUGACUCGAUACCAGAGUGAGAAGAUCUCGGUGAGCUAUCAGGACUACUUGAAUCACUGGCGUAAUCGGCGAUGCUAGCAGAUACUGUGGGGCCCCCCUGGCCCCAGCAGCGGUGCAGUGGUGUGGAGUGCACCGCACCCAACUGUGCCUCUGCAUCACCCGCCUCCCCCCACACUGGUGCUACCACCAGCCCCCACGUUGCACCAGUCUUUCCCUGCACCAUCAACCUCUUACGUGCCACAGUCUUACGUGGUGCCACCCUUGCACCCACUUCCACCACCGUCAUCAGUGGUACACUGGUGGGACCAAGCAGCACCAGGGCCCUCAACUCUUUACCACCUCCCUUCCUGUUCAGGCAGUCAAGAUACUGCCAACUUUCCUGCACACUACUCCCAUCACCAAGUCAGGAAACGAAAGUGAUGGGCGCUUUUUGAUGCGAAACACCACAUACUCAGACCAUAUGCCUGGUAUUCUUGACAGUUUAAUUCUAUGCAGUAUAACAGCUUGCCAUAAUACAGCCUAUGUAUUGUGGUAUGUAUCCUAUUUGAUUUAGUUAUUAAGGUACAGAAAAUUAUCUAACAUACCACAGGAUGUCCGUUAUGUUCCAGGAGAACAAUUUAUCAACCAGUGAAAACCUUAGAGAACCAAGGAGUGAUGAUCUCACAGAGUGAUUAUAAUUCCUAAUGUACUUGCAUCUAACAAACAGUGGUAAUUAUGAAAGUCAUAAAGUGUAUUAUGACAUUCAUCAACAAUGAGUUUCCUCCAUUUGGGAAUGUUUCUCACGCAACCCUUCAUGUUGUCGGAGGACAUUCAUGUUGUCGGAGGACAUUCAUCCAGAGUUGCAGAACUCAUUUGGCAUUUUCAAGAGAACAUAACCAUAAUUACAGCAUUCAUUAUGUGUGAUUUUGUUAAAAGCUGUAUAAAAGCGGCCUUAGUAAUGUACUCAUUGAACAAACUAACGUAGUUCAUGAAAUUGCAUUGGGUACUUCACGAUACUUUUUAUACCUGGGAUCAGAGCAUGAAAAGUGGUAGAGAUGGUUUUUUUUUGUGUAUGAUGUGCGCUGGAUUAACAGAAGUAUGGUGUUUCGUAAGAAGAUCGGUUUAACGUUGUUUUCGAAACCCCAAGUUCACUGCCAUUUAUUCAUCUUAGAACCUGAACUGCAUGUCAGAAAAUACUAAUUACUUACUAAAAACAAUGCGAUUAAAAAUCACUUGUGAAGGAAGCAAAGAAAUUAAAAGAUUUCUUGCAGAAGCUGUUCCUCAAGAUCUCACUAACAUUUAGAAAAGUAAUUUUUUAAAUGUCAAUGGGGAAGAUUCUUUUUGUAGUUCUUUGAGUUUUAAAUAAUCCUUAUCAUUUAUUGUAGUGAUUAGCUACACCUAAAAACAUUCUGGAGUUUUAAGUGAAAUCUGAUUGUUAAUCAAGUAAGUAACAAAGAAGAGGAAUACAAAUAGUUUAAGGUGGUGUUAAUGAUAAUUUAAGAGCAUUAUUAAGAUGUGAAGAACUUC